AUGAACCUUUCUACCGCCAGUGUUUAUGCCUCGUUCAUGCUUCUCGCCUUUUUCCAUGUCACCUCCUCAAUGGAGGUUCUUGUCGAGCCAGAGGUGAUCUCUGUAGAAGAAGGCAAAGGGAUGGAAGAAGUCAUGAAUAAAAUUUCAAAUGAUCCCAGGCUAAGCUGUUACAUAUGUAUGGACUACCUGCGACGUAAGGCGAAUGAUUCAGUGGUGAUUUUGGAAGAAGGCCAGCUACCAUUGAACGCUACUGAGGUUUGCGGGAACUUGCCGGAUAACCUACAGUGCUCUACUACCAACACUGAUGUCGUAAACGUUGCCUACAAGCCCCCGCAGAACUUUGAGGAGUUGUGCCGAUUAUACGUUGUCGAUUCUUGCAAGGCUACUCAGCAGAGUAAUAUCAUCAAUGCUCCUUUCGGUAUAUUUGCGUGUCAACUUAUCAAAGUGCUCGAACAGAUCAGAAAUCUUCCUACGUUGGCAAAAGCGAUGUCCAAAGAAAUGAAGAAAAGCAACCUUGAAAAC
Molecule: messenger RNA, 522 nt
Organism: Soboliphyme baturini
Lineage: Eukaryota; Metazoa; Nematoda; Enoplea; Dioctophymatida; Soboliphymatidae
Source: the annotation of a GenBank genome assembly